GAAUGUGGAAUUGGAAAAUCAAAAGUUGAAAAAAAAUUGGAAGUCCAGCAUCCGGGUUGGCAAAAUCGUAAUCGAUGUUUUUGAAAUCGAGAAACGAUGUUUUCCAAUUCCAGAUUUCCAAAUCGAUGAGGCUGUCGGAUUUGGAAUUCCAUAUACACGACAUUGGUGGCCGUAUGGCGCAUCUUAUUUGGCAGGAAUUAGUUCUGCGCCCAAGACAGUCUAAAAGCGCAUCACUGCGCCCUCUGACGUCACUGCGAGCACUCAUCCCUGUUCCUUAAGUUAACGUGGCAAGCAAAUUAACAUAAACAAACGCAAACCAACAUUUUUGCGAUCUUUUUAACUUUUCAGUUUCCACGUCCGAAUGGAUAAACUAUGCUGCUAAGCGGUUAAAUUCGAUCUGCGAAUUCUGACACCUUUUACAGUUGGAAAGUUAAAUGCAUUCGCGGUGCUUCUGCAGUGAAAAAUGUUAGAUAUCAAAGAACUGAAAUCAGUCAGCGAUUACGAAACUAGCAUCGAUCUGAUACCCGAUGUUGCGAGCAGUCAGAACGGUUCUGGAUUCUCCGAAACCUACCACAGGCAUACCACAUCGCACGAUGGAACUCUUCCGCAUCGCGUUCCUUCACAGUCGCUAUCUGGAGCGGAUUCUCAGGAUGCGCACAAGCAGCGCGAAGAAAACCGUAUAUGCUGCUUUGUGCGCAUUGACCGUUUCCCACCGGCGGCCAAAUUUUUUAUUUGUUCCUUUGGAAUCUUUUUUUGUUUUAUGAUUUAUGGUUACGUUCAGGAGUUAAUGUUUCGGAUAGAAGGAUUCAAAGACUUCGGAUGGUAUCUGACUCUGAUGCAGUUUACUUUCUACACCGUAUUCAGCUACUGCGAGCGCCGCUUAACGAUGAAAGAUAUCCGAAGACGGAUACCGCUGCGAUAUUACGCCAUAAUAGGCUUUCUUGCCAUGGCUACAAUUGGGCUCAGCAAUGUGUCUCUGGCAUAUUUGAAUUAUCCAACGCAAGUAGUGUUUAAGUGCUGCAAAUUGAUUCCGGUUCUAAUUGGAGGGAUCUUGAUACAAGGAAAAAGAUACGGCAUUUUGGACGGAAUGGCCGCAUGCUGCAUGAGCAUUGGUUUAAUAUUUUUUGUUCUGGCCGACAAUAAAGUCCAACCGAAUUUCGAUGUAACAGGUGUGAUAUUGGUAUCUCUUGCACUUAUUGCCGAUGCUGCCAUCGGAAAUAUUCAAGAAAAAGCCGUCCGCAUAUAUCACGGUUCUACUCUGGAAGUUGUUUACUUCACUCAUUUGAUUGGCGGCCUCUACAUACUAGUGGGCUUGCUGUUAUCGGGAGAAUUAUUCCAAGCUUUUUCGUAUUGUUGGGAGCAUCCAAAAUUUUACGCCUACGCAACACUUUUCGGGAUCACCGGUUAUGUUGGAGUGCAAAUGGUUUUAACCAUGGUGAUAUCGUUUGGGGCAUUUAUUGCCAUGAGUGUUACGACAUUCCGGAAAGCCUUGUCGAUUGUGGUGUCUUUCAUUGCGUUCACGAAACCCUUUACACUACAGUAUUUAUGGGCGGGAUUUAUAAUUUUGUUUGGUAUUUAUCUAAACGUGUACAGCAGAAAUCAGCAGGAGAUGAAAUCUUAUUCUGCGAAUAUUAUUAGCAGAAUCCGGUAUUUGUUCUGUUUUCUGGCGCCAAGGAGGCGCCAUCCUACCCGUGAAUAUUCUCAAGUCGUAUAGAUUUUUCAUUUUUGUAUGUGCUAUAGUUUUUCGUUAUAAAUUGCUUUAAUUUAUUUGGAUGAUCUGUAUGGGCCCUAAUAAUUUUCUUUUCCGUUUUGUUAAGGUUAAGUUGCCUGGAAGAAAUAAAAUACAAUUACCGGUGAA
This is a messenger RNA of Paramacrobiotus metropolitanus, 1858 nucleotides long. RefSeq names its product adenosine 3'-phospho 5'-phosphosulfate transporter 2-like. Gene Ontology annotation, molecular function: 3'-phosphoadenosine 5'-phosphosulfate transmembrane transporter activity. Lineage: Eukaryota; Metazoa; Tardigrada; Eutardigrada; Parachela; Macrobiotidae. The transcript has 7 exons. Bases 464 to 1714 code for a protein of 416 amino acids. Gene Ontology annotation, biological process: transmembrane transport. Gene Ontology annotation, cellular component: endoplasmic reticulum membrane; Golgi membrane. The record is from RefSeq and is a predicted model, not a curated record.